AUGGAAAUUAACCUGGCCAUCUUCCUCCUCUUCUCCUCCUUCAUCUUCCUCUUCAUCAAACUCUUAAGAACCCCUAAAUCCCCCACGAAAACCCGAAAACUUCCCCCGAUCCCCCCGAAGCUUCCCAUCGUCGGCCACCUCCACCUCCUGGUCGGCAGCCCACCCCACCACGCCCUCCGCCGCGUGACACAGAAAUACGGCCCCGUCCUCCGCCUCUCGCUGGGCCAGGUCGAGACAGUUGUGAUCUCUUCCCGCGAGGCCGCCCGGCAAACCCUCAAGACCCACGACCCGGCCUGCGCUGACCGGCCCCAGAGCAUCGGGACCCAGAUCAUGUGGUACAACUACACCGACAUCGCCUUCAGCCCGUACAACGACUACUGGCGCCAGAUGCGCAAGAUAUGCAUCCUCGAGCUCCUCAGCGCCCGCAACGUCAAGUCCUUCGGGUCAAUCCGCCAGGACGAGGUCGACCGUCUCGUCGCAGACCUUCGGUCAGACUCCGGACGGGCCAUCAACUUGACCGAGCGGGUGUUCACCUUCACGAGCACAAUCACGUGCCGGGCGGCGUUUGGGAAGGUGAUGCGCGACCGGGACUCGCUGAUCUCACUGAUGAAGAAGGGGAUGGCGUUGGCGGGAGGGUUUGAGCUGGCAGACCUAUUCCCAUCGUUCAGGCUGCUGCACGUGCUGAGCUGGAACAAGUACAAGCUGCUGAGCAUGAGAAGGGAGCUCGACCGGAUUCUGGACGGGUUCGUAGACGAGCACAGGCGGCAGAAGAGUGGGGAGUUUGGUGGGGAGGAUAUUGUGGAUGUGUUGCUCAGGAUGCAGAGGAAUGAGGAGCUCCAGUUCCCGAUUACGGACGACAACAUAAAAGCUAUCAUCUUUGAUAUGUUCACGGCGGGAACCGAAACAUCGUCGACCACCAUUGACUGGGCCAUGGCCGAGCUGAUGAGACACCCACGAGUGAUGGCCAAAGUGCAGGCCGAGAUACGAGAGGCUUUCAAGGAAAAGACGACCAUCCAAGAAACCGACGUUCAAGCUCUCAAAUACCUCAAACUAGUGAUCAAGGAGACUUUCAGACUGCACCCUCCGAUCCCACUGCUCCCCCGAGCAUGCAGAGACGACUGCGAGGUUGACGGCUACACCAUCCCACUCAGGUCCAAGAUCAUGGUCAACAUAUGGGCUAUGGGCCGGGAUCCCGAGUACUGGGCCGAGCCCGAUAGCUUCAAGCCGGAGAGAUUCGAAAAUGGUUCGGUGGAUUUCCUUGGGAAUAACUUCGAGUUCAUCCCGUUUGGGGCGGGUCGGAGGAUUUGUCCGGGGAUGAACUUCGGGCUGGCAAACGUGGAGCUGCCGUUGGCUCAGCUUUUGUACCAUUUUGACUGGAGGAUGCCUGAGGGUAUGAGGGCCCUUGAUAUAGACAUGACCGAAUCUGAGGGGAUUACCGUCGCUAGAAAGAAUGGCCUGUUUUUGGUUCCCACAGUUUCCAAAAAUAUAUAA
Striga hermonthica is the source of this 1491-nucleotide messenger RNA. Lineage: Eukaryota; Viridiplantae; Streptophyta; Magnoliopsida; Lamiales; Orobanchaceae. The record is from the annotation of a GenBank genome assembly.